Messenger RNA from Exophiala mesophila, 2388 nucleotides. RefSeq lists its product as uncharacterized. NCBI's taxonomy places the organism in Eukaryota, Fungi, Ascomycota, Eurotiomycetes, Chaetothyriales, Herpotrichiellaceae. Gene Ontology annotation, cellular component: nucleus; cytoplasm; exon-exon junction complex. Gene Ontology annotation, biological process: RNA splicing. The record is from RefSeq and is a predicted model, not a curated record. Gene Ontology annotation, molecular function: mRNA binding. The coding region runs from base 245 to 766 and encodes 173 amino acids. The transcript has 2 exons.
CUUUCGAACCAGCGACAGACAACCAGUGAACAAGCAAGUGAUCUCACGCUCUGAAGGCUUUCCCAGAUCUACAGUAUAGGUGUCUGCCUCUGGGACUUUCGCCUGGUGGUCCAAUCUUGUUUUCUUUGCCCCUGUUGUUGCAUCCACCCUACUCUUGAAUCUCACCGCGUGUGUUGGGCUGCAUCGCUCAUUCGCACCACCCCGCCGCAGCCACCACCACCACUACUACGAGAGCUCCUUCGCUAUGUCUACCGCAAUGGAAGUCGACAACAACGCUGCUAGCAAGUCUGCCGCCAGCAAUGGUACCACCGGAGCCAAUUCCGAAGCCCUUACGGCUCAGAACGCUGUUGCCGUCCGUAGUAUCGAAGGAUGGAUCGUCAUUGCCACCAACAUCCACGAAGAAGCCACCGAAGAAGAUAUCACUGAUUUAUUUGCCGAGUAUGGUGAAAUCAAGAAUUUGCAUCUGAACCUCGAUCGCAGGACGGGCUACGUCAAGGGCUACGUUCUAAUCGAGUUCUCCACCCAACCGGAAGCAUCUGCCGCGAUAAAUGCACUCAACGGAUCAAAACUCCUUGAUCAAACCAUCUCCGUCGACUAUGCUUUUGUACGGCCGCCACCAAAGGAUGCCAACAAGGCCCGAUCUGGUGCUACCGCCAACAAGGGAAGACGUGCCGCUGCGAGAAGCCGGAGUCGGAGCAAGAGUCGGAGCCGCAGUCAUGACAGAACGAGGGGAGAAAGAGAUGCGGACAAGAUGGAAAGAGAUUAACUUGGCUGCGUGCUAUUGAUUGGGAGCCUUUCCGAUAACCAUUGACGACUCUGCCAACACCCGCUGGUCUUUGGCUCUGCGGUCUCCAGUCCUGUCACUCGAGCCUGACCUGAGCUCAAAGACAUGGGUCUUGCGUGCCCGCUCACCAUCCACCAGAAAACCAUGCACGUCGCCUAGGCGCCGUUCUAUGCUUUUCAACACGUUAGCUCCAGGCUACCGUCUCAAUAUGCCGAUCCCAUGUGGUCGGUUCCUAACUAAGGUCGAGACAGGUACGGUGACUUGACUAUCUUACGCAAUACCCUGGCAUGUUAUUGACGUGCUUCAUAGCAUCAGCAGUCCAUACGGCGAUCCAUAUUGACCUGGGUUGCACACUUGUGCCUCCAGCGUGACUUCAUUCUUUUCGAACGUGACAUAGCUGGCUCAAUUCGACAGGCGAAAUUCUCCAUGAACUAGGUCUCAACUCCCUAUACACCUAGCUUCGAACUUCGGGUACAUCAAUCAUCUUCACGACCUCAAAAUGUCGAGUAUCAUGCAUUCCAGCUUUACCAAAAGGACAGUUUGGCCGACCGCACUCUCUCAAUGAUCCGACAUUUGGACAAUGGUGGCCAUUCAAACACGUCGGAUCGCGGCAAUCGGGUCCAUCGACACAUGGGAUCAGUCGAGCCAUCGAGCGUAAUUGCAGGUAUAAGCUUGUGUCAAUCUCCCCAUGAUCAUACGGGCAUUGCUUUCCCUCUGGCUGUGGACAAGCUCCUCGCAAGUGGUAAUUGUUGCACAGUUUGUGAGUCAAAUGACGGUCCCGGAACGAUUUUUGCUCGGCGCUGGUGGGAAACGGGAGAGAUAGAUCGAUACGUUGGCCGUAUUUGUUCACCGCAAUUGGGGAAAAUAUCGGUCGGCGCUCUGGCUCCGGUUGUCUCUGCCUCACAUGGCUCGAUUGGAACGUCUUCCUGCUUAGUCCGUUGACGCCACGAGUUGUACUUAAUAGGAAUGCCGACUCGUUGGAUGAAGAUGACGAUCCAGGGCGGCCGAUGAUUCCGAGCUUAGGUCCAUUCACUUCUGCCGCGGCCCUCAUAGGAGAAGCCGCAGCCCCGGCAGUUGGUGAACUUCUGGACAUGUGUGAGACUGGAGCAUCCGGCCUGGAGGAGCUACCUGAGCUGGGAGCUCUUGACCAAGAGGCCGCUGAAGGAGGACGAUCGUGGUUAGGCGUGAAACCCUCUGUUGUGGACUUCUGGUCCGGGGGUAUAUCAUCCCACGACCCUUCAAACUCACGCACACCUCGUUGCUCAAGGCGUGAUUGUAUAGGAUGAGACCCGUGACCCUUGACACCAUUAGUCUCGACAGCGAAAAUGUGAGGAGCCCUUCCUUUUCCCCCCCCUCUCCCAAGAUGUCCUUGAUGGGUGGGCCUGCUACUCUUUUCCCGCUUGUGUAUAUUGGCUGUUGUUGAAGAAGUAUCCUUUGCUUCAUCUUCCCAUUCUGUGGCGAUCGGGGCCUGACCAAGGUGGCCUCCCUCGGACUCCCAGUUGAACCCUUUUGCAGUGGUUGGAGGCGUGUCCACCUUGGAGAGUCUCAUUGUGUCCGCCACCCAGUCCCCAUCGAUAGAACCCAAUAGAUCGGACGUGGCACCU